UCCAUGCUGCAUUCUUCAAAAACAUAUUUUGUACUUGUACAAAGUGGAUAGUUUUUGUAAAAGAAGAAUUAAUUUUACUAUGAAUAUUAGUCUAGAUGAGCAGCGUAAUUGGACAGCAGGUGAAGUCGGAUGGUCGCUGGGGUAUGUUAGCGAUGAAGUGAGCCUCCUCUUCCAAGCCAUCAACUUUGCUGUGGUGUGUCAGGCGAUAGACAUCUUUGGCACAGUGACCAACAUUAUAAACAUUGUCGUCUUUUGGAAGCAAGGAUUUAAAGACUCUGUCAAUGUUAGUCUGUUUGCACUUGCGGUGUCGGAUGUCGGAAUGUUGGGAACGCUCAUCUGGCUUAACCUUUGUUUCAACCCUUUGUUUCACAACCUUGACCUACCCUUUGACUCAGUGGAAAUACAGUAUCUGACUGCCGGGUGGCCGCACGUGGUGUUCACGCGAAUUACCAGCUGGAUCACGGCUUUUAUCACCCUGGAGAGAUGCCUCUGCAUUGCAUUACCGUUGAAGAUCAAAAGUCUUCUCACAGCAAGGAGAGUCAAAGUUAUAAUGGUGUCCAUCUUUCUUAUUCUUAUCGCAAGCGUCACUCCGGUCUACUGUGUCAACUCGUAUGGCUGGAAAUAUUUUCCUUCCCGGAACAAGACUCUCAUAGGCCUCGUCUACACCCCUGACCGCGAGUCAGUAGAGAAAGUGUCCUUCACCUUCAACAACAUCAUCAUCCCAUUCUCCGCCUUCCUGACCAUCGUCUGCUGUACCUUGGUGCUGGUCGCCAAACUGAGGAGCAAGGCGAAGUGGAGGAGGAAGUCCACCAGCGCUGGACAGACAGACCAGAUGACUAGCCGAGACCAGAAGGUCACCAAAAUGGUGGUGAUGAUUUCCACCCUCUUCAUCGUCUGCUUCACCCCAAUAUGCGUCGUGUUCAUUGGGAUGACCGCUGAGCCGGACUUGUCCAUCAAUGGGAAGUAUCACAAUAUGUUCUUUGUGGUUUUCUCUUUCGGCUUUAUCCUUGAAAGCACCAACUCCGCCAUGAACAUAUUCAUCUACUACAAAAUGAGUUCUCGCUAUCGCCAAGUCUUCAGAGAAGUGUUCCUCAGACAAUCGCCUUUGAAAAACACUUUUUAAAAGCUUGCAAAGUACAGAGAAAAACGUUCCCUGGCCUCAAGCUUCACAUUAUUGUUGUUUUAAUAUAGACAUUAUUGGCCAUAUUAUAUAUU
Biomphalaria glabrata is the source of this 1215-nucleotide messenger RNA. RefSeq names its product allatostatin-A receptor-like. Gene Ontology annotation, biological process: G protein-coupled receptor signaling pathway. NCBI's taxonomy places the organism in Eukaryota, Metazoa, Mollusca, Gastropoda, Planorbidae. The coding region runs from base 80 to 1123 and encodes 347 amino acids. The record is from RefSeq and is a predicted model, not a curated record. Gene Ontology annotation, cellular component: membrane. Gene Ontology annotation, molecular function: G protein-coupled peptide receptor activity. The transcript has 3 exons.